Messenger RNA from Capsicum annuum, 944 nucleotides. RefSeq names its product nascent polypeptide-associated complex subunit alpha-like protein 2. The transcript is spliced from 3 exons. NCBI's taxonomy places the organism in Eukaryota, Viridiplantae, Streptophyta, Magnoliopsida, Solanales, Solanaceae. The record is from RefSeq and is a predicted model, not a curated record. Gene Ontology annotation, cellular component: cytoplasm; nascent polypeptide-associated complex. The coding region runs from base 157 to 774 and encodes 205 amino acids. Gene Ontology annotation, biological process: protein targeting to membrane.
GAUAUUGGGCUCUAGUUACCCAAGCCCAUUAAAAGAGGAACCCUAGGAUAAAACCCCACCAUUCGAUUCCUCCCUUCCUGCUUGCAAAUUUUAUCCUCAAAGCUCCGAUAACCCUUCCCUUUCCCAUCACACAAAACAAAGCAGAACAUAGCAGCCAUGCCAGGCCCCGUCAUCGAAGAAGUCGAAGCCGAGAAGAAGCUUAAGGAAGAUGAGCCUAUUGUUGAGGAUGUCAAAGAAGAAGACGACCACGAUGAUGAUGCCGAGGAUUCUGACGACGAUGAAGACGAUGACAAGGAAGAUGGCGUCCAAGGUGGUAAUUCUAAGCAAAGCAGAAGUGAGAAGAAGAGCAGAAAAGCAAUGUUGAAGCUUGGCAUGAAACCUGUUACAGGGGUUAGCAGGGUUACUAUUAAGAGGACUAAAAAUGUUUUAUUCUUCAUCUCAAAGCCAGAUGUCUUCAAAAGCCCGAAUUCUGAGACUUAUGUUAUAUUUGGAGAGGCUAAGAUCGAGGACUUGAGCUCACAGUUGCAGACACAGGCAGCUCAGCAGUUUAGGAUGCCAGACAUGGGAUCCGUGAUGGCCAAGCCAGAUGUUUCUGCCUCUACUGCUGCUGCAGAUGCAGAUGAGGAAGAAGAGGAGGUCGACGAGACUGGUGUUGAACCUAGGGACAUUGAUUUGGUCAUGACACAAGCAGGAGUGUCCAGGAGCAAGGCCGUCAAGGCUCUGAAGACCCACAAUGGAGACAUAGUCAGUGCCAUCAUGGAGCUGACCACUUAAGUAUUUUCAAGUAUUCACCUUUCAAUCCAUGCUCUAUGAUGAAUUUUGAAAGAACUCGUGAUCUCAUUCUAUUUUUGUUGCCCUUUUUAAUUGGCGAACGCCUUAUUGAGUAGUAGUGCGUUGUAGAACCUCAAUGGCCAAUAUCAAGAAAUGAAGGGCUUUCUUUAUUA